AUGCACUCGACAGCGGCUCUAGUGUGUAUGGCAGCACGACUGUCCCUGCUCCGUGCGCCUUUGACUGCCCUACUUUGCUUACUUGUUGAGGCGGUGGUAACUGCGCUGUUGCCCGUUGUACUCAUGCUGCCGCCUCGACUUGGAGGCGGCUUCCAACUGGAGAUGAAGGAGCGGCGGCCAGACUCCCGGUCAUGGCGGCUGGGCGGUACACAGCACCUAUUGCUGCCACGUUGGUUGGCCGUGUUGGUGUUCGGCGUGUUGGUCGUCAGCAUCGUUGCCAACGUCAUGACAUACGCUCGCAGCCGGAUGGAUUCGCCGGACCCCAAGCGACAACGCCUAGAGCCUACAUCGUCCUACAAUCUGCGAUGUCGCACCCUGGUGACCAGCAGUAGUAUCGACCCACCGGACGCCAAGCGUCAGAGGCUGGACACGGCUGCGUCCCAGAGCAGCACGUCGACGGUCGGCCCUCCCGCCGUCGCCACGGAUUCAAGGAGCGUCACGUUUCAUGUGACGUUUACGGCCGGCCCCACAGAAACGAAUGAGGACCGCCUCUUUGCCGGCGCCCAGAGCCGCUACGGCAGCUUCAUCGCUGGCGUGAAUACCGCCGGCCAGGGGAUAGUAAUUAUGCAGAUUGACGAUGUCAUCCUCGGCAGGCUGGAGAGCAGCCACGCGUUCGGCCACCGCGUGACGUUCGCCAAUGUGGAUGCAGCUUCCCUGCCGCCUUUCAUAACUUCUCGUUUCGCUGGGGUGACGGUGGGGCAGUUUAAAGUCUCCUCAGCGACGCGGAUUUCCGUGGAGCCCUCCUCCGCUGUCCCAAUGCUCUACAGCGCCAGGCUUCGGUUCCCCGUUUACGAUGUCGGCAGCGACAGGGCCCGCCCCGAAGACAAGCACGCGUCGGAUGGCAGCGCCCUCCUGCUCAUCCCACACGGCGGGAUGUUCCGGGGCGGGCCGUUCCGCAAGUUUAAGGCGUGGGUCGCGUGCGGCAACGGUGACAGUCCCGACGCCGGACGCGUGGAGCUCGCCAUCAGGGAAUCCGCUCCCGACGACUUCGUCGCUCAGCUACAAGCAGCGGCCGAUAGCAGCACGCCCCUUUACGUGUAUGGUGCCAAGAUCAGCCCCUCCAAUAGCAAAGCUUAUAUGAAUAGCGUCUUCCUCAGCGGCUCGCUUGUAGCAGCAGCGAGUGCCCCCGGCAAGCGCCCUCCCAAACGAGUGCACACCUUCCAGGCGGCUGUUCAGCGGACUACCGCGGCCACCGUGCCCGCCGACACGACUGAUAUGGUAUUGGCUUGGGAGCAGCGUAGCCGCAGUGCCCUUGUUUUACCGUCGGAUGGUCCACACGCCUCGGCCACCCUGUCACCCAACCCCACUUCUGUCACUGUAGUCGGCUCACUACCGGUCCUCCCGCUCGUCCUCACAAUCGGCAGCCGCAGUUAUCCGGUGUGCACCGACAGCAUUGCCGUCAUGCAACAGUUGCCGAACUACGACGAGUUCUUCGGCAGCACCAGCUUCGCAGACGAUAAUGAUCGUAUGGCGUACGCUGCUUACGACUCGUUCACCGUCACCGGUACCAUCACCACCAAGACAGAAGGGCUGGGUGCAUUCCGUGCACUUGUGGGUUCGACUCCCACACAAGUUGGCGGCGUCCCUCGCAUCUACACUGGUUUGCAUGUGUUGAAGCUGCUGCUCCGGCAAGCCUUCGUGCUGUUCUCUUCGCUGUCCUCCGUUAGGCGCGGUCUCCAUAGUCACGCAUGCACGAAGUACACUGGCAAGAGCAUCAACGACAGCCAGGCGCAGCUGACAUGCAACGCUCUUACCCGAGUGCAGGAUUUUCUGCUAGCUGGAAGGAUGCCGAAUCCGGGUGCCAGUGGGCCCACUGCGUUUGGCAACAUGUGUGCCACCGUGCAUCGCAUGACCGCUUCCAUUACGGCUGGUAUGGCGCUUGUCGCCAUGAAGCUGGACGGUCAUUCCACCUUCGAGGCGACGUUCGAGUGCGCAUACCUGCAGGUAGACGCGUUCACAGCGCUAUCUGCGGGCGCUGAGCAAUCUCCUGAGGCGGCGACCACAGCGGCGGUACUGGUGGAGGCUGAGGAGCAGGAGGGCUACACAGUGACCAACGCCGUGCAGAGCUACAUGCUGCGCGGGGAAGAACUCAGCGGCCUGGAUUGCAGCGUGUACAACAUCUCCUCCAACUAUGAGGUCCGACGUGUGCCGCCAGCUCAGCACCCGCACCGAGAGCGAUUGGGCCUACAGAUCCCGGUGGCAGUUCGACGCCCCCCGGCCCCUCCCCCUGAGCCACCUGCUCCUACAGCUGCAGCGACACUCGACCAGCCAACGUCUCAGACAGCCACGGAGCUGCCCCGCCUGGUGGCCUUCCACGGCACGCAUCCGCUCUACAGAACACAUGUCCACGUCCGCCUGCCGCGGCCGCGUUACGUACAGCUUGGAGGCUCUCUUCCCCGCCGGCCCCGCCCUGGCACCUCUGCUGCGGGCAUGGCGCAGUACUACGCGUUUGUCCUGGGUACUUUCAAGGCUCACCGGGGUCAGCCCAUCCCCACCGGGCUGACUGUAAAGGAAGCCUACGACGCCUGGUGGGCAGAGCUGGGCACUACCGAGGCAGGUCGCUCGUACCAGGUGUAUGUAUCGGUGCUGCUGGACAACAUCGAAGAGAACCACGCUGGGAAAGCCCGCCGUCAGGCGGAGUACAACCAACGGCGCCGCCAGCAGCGUGCAGCAGCGGCAGCAGCCGCGCUGCCUGAAGGUGACAGCACGAGCGCUUCGGAUGGAGAUGCCCAUGACGGCAUCCGCGGGCAUCUCAGGCCUGAUCCUGAAACACAGCCGCCUGCCGAGGACCAGCUGGAGCACUUCGUGUACAUCCCAGGUCAGGAGUAUCCGACGGCUGGCACCGACCUCGCCGCCGUCGCUCUUACGGACCUGUUUGACUGCACCAACGCUGCUGGCAUGUAUGCCUAUGAUGCAGCACGACGCUGCCGAGCCCCGACCUUAGCGGACGGCCAUGGUGCAGGCAGCGAUCGUUUCAGCCGUCGGAUCACACCAGCGGACCUGCCCCUCCUGACUGAAGCAACAAAGCGUCUGAAGCGGUAUCUCGUUGCAGCAGCAGCCGGCACUGUUGAGGCAGAUGGGGGCGCCCACGCGGGACUGACGGCCACACCUGAGAUGGAUACCCCUCAUGUCGAGCUGCACCGCCCCACCAGCGGACCCCUGGUCGCCAUCGUGUGCAUGCCUGGCACUCCUGAGCGGACUGAACAGGUUCGCAUGCCCAUCUAUGUGCACCUCCCCCAGCCACCCAGCAUCGACGACACCAUCGAGCUGUUCACACUUGCCCCCCACCAGGCCGUGCCCUUCAUGCUCAUGGCUCGGUACUUCGAUCGCCAUGAUGAGCCCAACCCUGGCGACCCACUGCAGAUGCUUGUGGAGGGCAAGCCCGGUACCGGAAAGAGCCAGUUCGUACAAGCGCUCCUGUGGUACACCUUCCAGCAUGGCUGCCCGCACUGGGCGGCCACCUGCGCCUACUCAUGGGCUGCUGCAACUGCCUUCAGCACGCCGGUACAUCGCAGCCUCUCUACCCACGCCAUGUUCGCCCUAUCUGCUGGCAGCAACCGAGCGGACAGCGUCAGGAAAGGCAGCGCAGCCAGCCUACAGGUGCAUCGUAAUGUCGGCGAUGCUGCCGAUGCCGGGGCGAGCCACAACAACGAGGUGGAAGCCUGCAGCCUGCUUGAGGAUGGCCGCGAGCCAGCAGAUGACGGCCGUGGCCCCUACCGCAGGCUCAAGUACCUUCCAGCGGCCGUCAUUGUGCGGCCUAUAAGCGGCCACAUCCCCGGCACCGUGCUGCAGGGCCUUGGAGACUACGCCAGCAGGGGUGGUGCCUUCAUCCUGUCACCCCGGGCGUCUUGCAUUGCCGAGGUGGAGAUGCCUGCCGCCGGGUAUGGCACCAUCACAAAGCAGAUCCGGCGCCUCAACGUGCCGCUCGGCGACCGCCAGGCGGUCACCGAUUACUUCGUGCAAGGCCGCAGCUUCAAAGACGAGUGCUGGCUGGUGGAUCUCGCUGUCCCACCCAACGGCAUCAAGCGCGCCACCCUGUAUGUGCUGCUGACCCGCUUCAAGACGCUGGACCACGUCCGUCUGCUCCGGCCGCUCUACACUACACCGCAUGAGCGCAAGAGGAUAAUCAAGCAGUUCCUCAGUGCGACUAACCUUGAGCCGGACCUGGCCGCCAACCUGCGCCUGCUGAAGCAGGCAGCGCGCGAGACGGAGCAGCGCUAUACAGCCGAUUUCCAGCAUGCGCGACAGCUGGAAGCGCGCUGGACCGGCCCGCUACAAGCAGCGGCCGAUAGCAGCACGCCCCUUUACGUGUAUGGUGCCAAGAUCAGCCCCUCCAAUAGCAAAGCUUAUAUGAAUAGCGUCUUCCUCAGCGGCUCGCUUGUAGCAGCAGCGAGUGCCCCCGGCAAGCGCCCUCCCAAACGAGUGCACACCUUCCAGGCGGCUGUUCAGCGGACUACCGCGGCCACCGUGCCCGCCGACACGACUGAUAUGGUAUUGGCUUGGGAGCAGCGUAGCCGCAGUGCCCUUGUUUUACCGUCGGAUGGUCCACACGCCUCGGCCACCCUGUCACCCAACCCCACUUCUGUCACUGUAGUCGGCUCACUACCGGUCCUCCCGCUCGUCCUCACAAUCGGCAGCCGCAGUUAUCCGGUGUGCACCGACAGCAUUGCCGUCAUGCAACAGUUGCCGAACUACGACGAGUUCUUCGGCAGCACCAGCUUCGCAGACGAUAAUGAUCGUAUGGCGUACGCUGCUUACGACUCGUUCACCGUCACCGGUACCAUCACCACCAAGACAGAAGGUCGAACAACGUUCAUCACGGCUCUGCAGGAAUGA
This is a messenger RNA of Volvox carteri f. nagariensis, 4896 nucleotides long. RefSeq lists its product as uncharacterized. The transcript is spliced from 13 exons. NCBI's taxonomy places the organism in Eukaryota, Viridiplantae, Chlorophyta, Chlorophyceae, Chlamydomonadales, Volvocaceae. The record is from RefSeq and is a predicted model, not a curated record. The coding region runs from base 1 to 4896 and encodes 1631 amino acids.